Molecule: messenger RNA, 3934 nt
Organism: Spea bombifrons (plains spadefoot toad)
Lineage: Eukaryota; Metazoa; Chordata; Amphibia; Anura; Pelobatidae
Gene: TBC1D1
Product: TBC1 domain family member 1
Exons: 21
Coding region: 240-3653 (1137 amino acids)
Source: RefSeq, a predicted model, not a curated record
GAGCAGGCGGGAGUCGCUGUGAGAACUUGCUGGUUCGGCUGUUUUUCUCCUCCCCGCUCUCAGUCUGGGAAGUCUUUCGCUCCGUGAGAUCACACCGGCUGCGGCUCUGCGAUGGGAGCAGCGAUCUGCUCAAUGGGGCUCUGAGCCCGCAAACCCCGCUCUCCGGACUCUCACCAUCCACGGGGGCAGAAUGUCCGCGUUAACCACGUAGACCCAACGCGGUCGCUUUCAACUCAGACAUGUCUCCGCUGUUUAGUUGGCUGUCUAAGGUGCCUGAGAUAAUUGGAUCCAUUAGACAAGCUGGAAAAUUAGCACGCCAAGAGGCUAUUCACUCUCACUUUUGUGACUCAGAUGACUCCUUUUCUAAAAAGUUUGAGGUCCUCUUCUGUGGCCGAGUGAUCGUGGCGCAUAAGAAUGCUCCGCCUGCCCUCAUAGAUGAGUGCAUUGAGAAGUUCAGCCAUGUUAGCUGUACCAGAAAACAAGAACACAAUCCUGAGGACUCUAGCUUUGGAACGUCGUUGGGUGGCAAACUAAAGUCUGUCUUCCAGUCAACAUUUAAUGAUGAAGACAAAAACAAACCCAUGCGCAAAUCUUAUUCGCAGCCUGGAUUGCGGACUAGUUCUUUUAAGAGGGAGUGGAAGGAUGGAAGAUGCAGUCUUCCUGGUUCCUUUGAAGAAAACGAGCUUUCUUUCGAUCUACAAAAUCAGAAUGAAGGGAAUCGGAAUUUUGUGCAACCAACAGAUACGGAGGAGAACCAAACUAUGCUGUUUACUAUUGGCCAGUCAGAGGUUUACCUAAUCAGCCCAGACACAAAGAAGAUUGUGAUUGAGAAGAGCUUUAAGGAAAUAUCAUUCUGUUCUCAGGGAAUCCAGCAUGUGGAUCACUUCGGGUUUAUCUGCAGGGAGCCGUUACACAAUGGAGGAUGUCACUUUGUUUGCUAUGUAUUUCAGUGCACACACGGGGCGUUGGUGGAUGAGAUAAUGCUGACUCUGAAGCAGGCUUUCAGCGUAGCUGCCACGCAGCAGAGCUCCAAGGCUCUCGCCCAGCUAUGUGACGAGUGUCCAAUGCAAUACAUGCACAAGCUGUGUGAGAGAAUAGAAGGACUUCCACCAUCAAAGGCAAAACUUGAAUUGCAAAAGCACCUCUCAACACUAAAUAACCAGGAGCAGGCGUCCGUGUUUGAAGAAAUACAGAAAAUUCGACCCAGGUCUGAGCAGUGUGAAAAUGAACUGAUCGUCUCCAGAUUAAGGUGUCUGUAUGAAGAGAAGCAGAAGGACCAUACUCAUAAUACUGACCAAAAGCAGGUUUCUCAAGUGACAGAAAACUCACUGAAUGAGCUGCAGACCAGCGCCCCUCGAUUCAGACUAGAUAUGUUGAAGAGUAAAGCCAAGAAAUCAUUAGCAGAAUCUUUAGAAAAUAUUUUGUCAAGGGGUGGCAAGAGUCGAAGCCAGCAGGACUCCUCUGGAAGCACCGAUGAGAGCUUGCAAUGCACUCCAUUGGAUUACAGCAGUAAGGAGCCUUCAUUAUGUGAUACGGAGCCGGAAGCCCCUCCUGAAACUCCUCUGAAGGCUCACGGAUCCAUGGGAGAUUUACCAAAGACCCCGGAGAGCUUUCCCUGUGAGCAUCCUGAAGAAUUAUCUCAUCACGGAUUUCGUCGCCGUGCGAACACUUUGAGUCAUUUUCCUUUCACAGCCCACGAAUUUCAAGAGCCCGUCCAGAAAUCCCCAUCUGUUCAUCAGAGAAAGCUUAUACGACAUCACUCGGUGAGCACGGAGACGCCACACAAAAGAAACUCCAGCAUACCUGUGAGUGAGCCCGAGAGCAAUUCUUCACAAUCUGAGGAGUAUGUUCCCACUCGACUUGUCGCUUCUGCUUCUUCCCCUUUAUUUUUUAAGAAAUUAAGGCAUAAUUCUGGCGGAGAGACGAGCGGCCCUGGUACACAAAAAAGCCUCUUCUAUCGUUCUUCUCUGCGCAAGAAACUCCACUCUUCUUCCUCCGUGCCAAACUUUCUAAAAUUUCUGGCUCCUGUAGCUGAAAACAGCACGUCUGACUUUAACAUCAACAAAAGUGACUUUGAAUGUGAAACCAACCACAGUGAAGUUGGAUAUGAAACUCCUGUAAAAACGCGGCGGCAUUCAUGGCGCCAACAGAUUUUCCUUCGCGUAGCAACUCCCCAGAAGGGAUGUGAUUCUCCCAACAGGUUUGAAGAGCGCACAGAAUUGGGAGAUAUUGCUCCCAGAUCCCCUCUGGAGCCUGUUUGUGAAGAUGGCCCGUUUGGCUCAGUAGCCGUAUUUAAACAUCGAUCACCGGAGGAACUUCGGGAACUUUGGAAGAAAGCUAUCUUACAGCAGAUUCUACUUCUCAGGAUGGAAAAGGAAAACCAGAAGUUACAAGCUUCAGAAAAUGAUUUGCAAAAUAAGCGUCUAAAGCUUGAUUAUGAAGAAAUCACGCCUUGUUUAAAGGAGGUGACUUUGGUUUGGGAGAAGAUGUUGAACGUGACUGGAAGAUCAAAAAUUAAAGUAGACAUGGAAAAAAUCCACGCAGCAGUCGGACAAGGAGUUCCGCGCCUCCACCGAGGGGAAAUAUGGAUAUUCUUAGCAGAGCAAUAUCAACUGAGGCAUCAGCUGCCAAGUAAAAACCUCUUGAAAGAUAAUCCGUACAAGGAGCUGCUCAAGCAGCUGACCACCCAGCAGCAUGCCAUACUCAUCGAUCUGGGGCGCACCUUUCCAACACACCCAUACUUUUCAGCCCAGCUGGGAGCAGGACAGCUGUCCCUGUACAACAUUCUGAAGGCCUAUUCACUGCUUGAUCCAGAAGUGGGUUACUGCCAGGGGCUCAGCUUUGUUGCGGGGAUUCUUUUGCUGCACAUGAGCGAAGAAGAUGCUUUUAAAAUGCUGAAGUUCCUCAUGUAUGACGUGGGCCUCAGGAAACAGUAUCGACCCGACAUGAUAACCCUUCAGAUCCAGAUGUACCAACUCUCGCGACUUCUUCACGACUAUCACCGAGACCUCUAUGAUCACUUGGAAGAGUAUGAGAUUGGACCCAGCCUUUACGCUGCUCCUUGGUUCCUCACCAUGUUCGCUUCUCAGUUUCCUCUUGGUUUUGUGGCCAGAGUCUUUGAUAUUCUUUAUCUUCAGGGAUCCGAAGUGAUAUUUAAGGUGGCGCUCAGCUUGCUUGGAAGCCAUAAGCCUUUAAUUUUGCAACAUGAGAAUCUUGAAUCUAUUGUAGAAUUCAUAAAAAACACCCUUCCAAAUCUUGGCCUAGUGCAGAUGGAGAAGACUAUAAACCAGGUGUUUGAAAUGGACAUCUCAAAGCAGCUACAGGCUUACGAAGUGGAAUACCAUGUGCUGCAGGAUGAAUUGAUCGAUUCGUCUCCACUUAGUGACAAUCAGAGAAUAAAUCGGUUGGAAAAAGCAAAUAAUACGCUGCGCAAACAAAACUUUGAUCUUUUAGAGGAGUUGCAGGUGUCCCAUGCCAGAGUCCAGAAUCUGGAAUCUACACUAGAAAAUUUACAGAGUAAUGAGGUCAAGUUAAAGCAGUCUCUUCGUACUUUGGAAUUGGAGCGAUCAGCCUUACUUCAUACAAUUGAAGAACUGAAACGCCAAAAUAAAAACAAUCAAGAGGACACUGUACAGAAAGAAAACAAUCCAUAAGUUUUUAUUCUAUAAAUCACACCGGUGGGUCACUCCACUCCACUCCUAGCCACGUUUCUGCACAGCACAUUCAGACAUUUGUGGAAGGAGGAUUGGAGAUGUUGGUAUCCAAUGCCGAAAGAGCUUGCUUCUCAGGAAGGAAUCUUUGAAUUCUAAUGAACAAUAUCUGACUUCAUGGUUUGUUUCAACUUAAAGCAGAGCACGUCCGUUCAUAGAUGUACUAUGGGCUGAUUCCAUAAUAUGUAUACAUUUAUAUAUAAUUUGGUUUUAUGAAAGCCUUA